Molecule: messenger RNA, 2397 nt
Organism: Daldinia decipiens
Lineage: Eukaryota; Fungi; Ascomycota; Sordariomycetes; Xylariales; Hypoxylaceae
Exons: 5
Coding region: 564-1907 (447 amino acids)
Biological process (GO): actin filament organization; endocytosis; actin cortical patch localization
Cellular component (GO): actin cortical patch
Molecular function (GO): phosphatidylinositol binding; ubiquitin binding
Source: RefSeq, a predicted model, not a curated record
CUGAUUAUCGCACCCCGCUCCAAAUUGGUUUCCCGCCUUUGAACUCAGCCCAUCUUCUAAUCUUUGAUACCUACAUGUCGCUACAUGUAGUGCUGACUUUGAUCCGUAUCGUCGGAGUUCUUCCCUCGUGUUCUGCCGAUCAAAGUUCAAUCGUACAGGGAAAAGUCAGAUAAACGCACCUGGUCCUUGACGCUGCGCGCUAAGCCUUUGCAUGCUGCAGCAGACCAAGUACCACAGAUUUGAAGGCAUACGUAUAGGAGUCACUGAUAGAUGAGAUUGUUUACUACAUACCUACCUAUCUUGUGUUGCCUUGUUAUGAAACAUCAUUAUUCACUUUGUGCGCCUCCUCACCAUUCACACCAUUCACACGCUUCACACGUUUCACACGCAUUGCAAGCAUUGCAAGCAGUGCUCACCUUGGGGCUGUGGCAUAUCCUCUAGCAUAUCAUCCACGACCACAACCUACAAGAGACAUAUUUUUAAUCCUCUUCGAUUCCUCCGGGGACGCAAAUUAUCUAAAUAUUUUACCAAAUACACUUUUACUAGUUUGACUACUUGCAACCAUGUUCUCUCAGAAGAAACCAUACUCGGCUGUCACCGUGACCGUUGAGCGCCUCACUAGCGAGCAGUUUGAAGAAGACGAUCUUAGUGGGAUCCCCGACCUGGUAGAGGUUAUCAAACUUCAAGCAUCUGGCCCCGCAGAAGCUGCUCGUGCCUUGAGAAAAAAGCUGAAGUACGGUAGUGUCCACAGGCAGCUUAGAGCUCUUGUGCUUCUUGAUGGCUUAAUUCAGAAUGCUGGUCCGCGUUUUCAGCGGACCUUUAUAGAUGAGCCGUUGCUUGAGCGCUUGAGAGUUUGCGGCACUUCGGACCUGUCUGACCCCGAUGUCAAGAAGAAAUGUUCUGAGCUGUUCAGAGGCUGGGCUACAGAGUAUAAGAAUACACCAGGUCUCGAAAGAGUCGCCAUGUUAUAUAAGGAACUCCCGCGGCGUAAACAAGUUGUCACUCAAGCGAAAUCCAAGGUCUUGCGUGAAACGGAGCAAGACCCCUUCCGUGAUUCCGAGGACGAAGCCGAGCAGACCCCAGCCUCCCCAACUUCCCCAUCUCAGGCUUCGUCCUCGCGACAACCCGUUGCCUUUCCCCAGCCCAGCCAAACUGUACAGUCAUUCAGCCAUGUCAAAUCAUCCUCUGGCUCUGGCUCUGGUUCUGGCUCCUUUUUCUCUAGUUCCGCCAAGGACAAGGAUAAGGACAAGAAGAAGAAGGACAAGGAAAGAAGUAAGAGAAAGCACAAGCCUUUCAACCUCGAAGCAGAAAAGGACACUAUGAAAGUCGCAAUCGCCGAGUCCUCCCUCGCUGCCACUAACUUAACCAAUGCUCUCCAAAGCAUAAACCGAGAACGCGAAAGGAUCUCAGAAAAUCCCUCAGCUGUAGAGCGAUUCGAGACUUGCAAAAAGCUCCGAAGAAAAAUAUUACGCUACAUUCAUCAUGUUGAAGAUGAGCAGUGGCUUGGUGGUCUUCUCCAUGCCAACGAUGAGCUCGUAGUUGCCCUUAUGACUUAUGAGCAACUAGAUCGUUCUAUCGACGCCGAUAGCGACUCGGAGGACGAACUAGCUGAACAAGCGCAUCUUUAUAGGAUGGCGGCCGAGAAGAACAAACAGGCAAUGUCGCCGACAAGCCCGUCUAGCCCUGUGUCGGAAAUGGCCCAACUCAGUAUAAACACAAGCCCUCCCCCUAGACCGAUGCCGCCUCCGCGGCCAUCUGCCGCAUCCAAGCCAGUGAUAGCUCCUCGCCAACCUUCCCCUCCAGACUCGGAUGAAGAUGACUACGCAGACGAAGAUGAGAACGAUCCCUUCGCUGAUAGAAAUGAACUUGGGACGCCUAGGGUAGAAGGGGACGAGCCUAAGUGGUAGAUCCUCUCUUGCUCGAUGUGGAUUGACGCGGUGGUUUUCAUGAGGGGGUUUCAUAAUGUAUCAGCCAACUACGAGAUACCUUUCCCAAGUCGAAUAUUAACCCAACGCAUUGGUUUUUAUCUCUUGUAUACCCUAGAGUCUCAAGAGUUCUAGUGCUUUUUAUCAAUGAUCACUCAAUAAAUUGUAACCAACUAAAGGGGAACUGUUGAACAGCUCGCCCAGUAUGAGAUUCCUCACAUAUAAUUCCCUUCAUUCUCAUUCUCCUUCCUGUCUGCCUUAGAGUACCAUUAUAUUCAUCUUACAUCAAUAACUAGGUAAACUACCUUUAGCUAUAGUUACCCUCUUAUGUCUGUAUCUCUCCCCAAGUAGUCAUAUUUCCAUGACAAAGUCUAGCUUUGGCUACAUAACCCCAGCCGAUAACUACUAUUCUGGCAUAAGUAUAAUCCUUCCACCGCUUAAAUAUUAUAUGCUAUGUAAAUUUCUUUCAUCC